This is a messenger RNA of Zingiber officinale, 1828 nucleotides long. RefSeq names its product OVARIAN TUMOR DOMAIN-containing deubiquitinating enzyme 4-like. Lineage: Eukaryota; Viridiplantae; Streptophyta; Magnoliopsida; Zingiberales; Zingiberaceae. The transcript is spliced from 8 exons. Gene Ontology annotation, molecular function: cysteine-type deubiquitinase activity. The record is from RefSeq and is a predicted model, not a curated record. Gene Ontology annotation, cellular component: cytosol; nucleus. Gene Ontology annotation, biological process: endoplasmic reticulum unfolded protein response; protein deubiquitination. Bases 393 to 1319 code for a protein of 308 amino acids.
CUUCCUCCCCCAGAGCGGGCGAGGGGUUCGAUCACUGGAAUCCGAAUCCUCCAGAGAGCGGCGACAUCAAAGCCCCAAUCCUUUCUUCUCCUUGGCAAUCAAUCGCUUGCUUCCUCGACGUGAUCCGUCCAACAGGCCAGAUGGUUAUUGAUGUGGCACUUUAACAUACUAUCCUAACUCAAUUGCUAUGGAAUGCAUGACACAUAAAUUUGAUAUUGGCCUCUGUACAUGCACAAAAUAAUGCUUUGGGUUGUGCUGUUAAAACAAUUUUGAAGCAUGAGAUACAUGGUUACAUGUUGGUGGCACUAUUACUGUACAAACUAAAGCGCCUUUGUGAAAUUAGUCUUCCAACUGUGUAAAUCAUUGUCUGCCCGCGUAGUCUUGAGCUAUACAUGUUUGGCUACAUGAUGCCUUUGUGGCUAAGCAAAUCCCACUCCUCUAGUCUAUACUCUCAAACUAGCAUGUUUCAACAAAGAAAAACAGCUGUGUCCUUGUACAAGGCAUCACUUUCUUCCUCUCUCGGUUCUAAAGGAUACAGAUGUAGGCAUCCUGUUUCAUUACUUUCCAAACAUGAAGGAGGUUUCAAUGACCAAUCCUUGGAUACCUCAAUGCAUUUAUCUAGGCGACAAUUUCAUAUUGGGUUAACAACAAGGUGUCGGAGAAUGAAGUUGAGCAUAUCUCUUCCAUCCUAUGAGAGGUUUUCGAGGGUCACAUGGAAUAAUCGACAGAUAGCAUGGGGAGUAGGAGGUGUUUCUCUAGGACUCUAUUUGUCAUUUACAACUUUUGGGCCUGCCUAUGCUGAAGCUUCAAUGGGAAGAGCUAGAGGGAAUGAUUCAAGUGCUAACUCUUAUGGGAAAAAUGUUUAUACAGAUUAUUCCAUAACAGGUAUCCCAGGAGAUGGACGAUGCUUAUUCCGCUCAGUGGUGCAUGGAGCAUGUCUCAGAUCUGGCAAGCGACUACCUGAUGAGAAACUUCAGAGAGAAUUAGCAGAUGAUUUGAGGGAAAAAGUUGCAGAUGAAUUUGUUAAGAGGCGUGCAGAGACAGAAUGGUUUGUUGAAGGCGACUUUGAUACCUAUGUCUCUCAAAUUAGAAAGCCACAUGUGUGGGGAGGUGAGCCUGAGUUGUUCAUGGCAUCACAUGUUCUUCAAAUGCCAAUCACAGUUUACAUGGUCGAUGACGAUGCUGGUGGUUUAAUAUCAAUAGCCGAGUACGGACAAGAAUAUGGGAAGGAAAAUCCAAUUCGAGUUCUUUACCAUGGCUUUGGUCAUUAUGAUGCUCUACAAUUUCCUGGAGGGAAAGUUUCAAAGUCAAGACUAUAGUUUUCAACAAUGGCUAUUUAGAAUGGAGAAAUGCGAUUUGAUGCUGCAAAACACUCAAGAUUUAUCAGCCUCAUCUGGAAUCUAUUGCAUCUCUUUUCAUAAAUACCCCAUAUGUAUUAUUUUGACAAAUUGUUUCUUCAAUGGAUAUAUGUAAUUUCCACAAAGACAGCCAAUAGAGGCAUCAUCCGAGCGCUUCAUGGUAACAGCAACCAGGCUGUGGAAAGCGUUUCUAUCGACGAUAACCCAUUUGUGACAAAGUGAGAAUGAUAGAAACCCAAAAUUUAAGCAUUGUAGUCUCUUUUGUCAUAUUUUCCCCUACCUUUCUCCUAUGGCCAUUAUGCUUGAUUGCUUGUUAUAUAUAGUGUUAUGAAAUUCUGGGUGCAGUUAUGACUCGAGAGUAGUAUGUUUGAUUCUGUAAAAGUUGCUCAGGUGAAACAAAAAAACAAGGCCUUCUACAUUUUUACCUCUUGAGAUAAAAGACAUUGGAAUGGUCACAGGUUUUUUUCCUU